AUGAAGGCCGCCGUCAUACUGUCCCUCGCCAGCUUCGUUCUCGGCUCUAUCUUCCAGAAGCGCGAGUGCAGCGGUAACAACUGCAACCGUCAGGUCACCGGUACCCGCCCGGGUCUCCUGCCCAUCAGCAGCCGCAAGGCCGACUGCACGUCCUUCCUCAAGACCACCGUCACCCCCUCCCCCACUACCGUCACCAUCACCGUCGAUUCUGCCCCUGAACGUAUCCGUCGCGACGGCCAGAUCGCCAACCGUCAGGUCACCGAGGUCCCCACCGCCAUCCCGGCCUACGCCUCCUCCUGCGACGACGGUGCCGAGUACUUCUCUGCCUGCUCGUGCUGGGGAAUCACCGCUGUUACCAGCACUGCUCCCCGCCCUACCGUCACCGUCACCACGACCGCCGACUCUUGCGAGGGGCCGACACUCGACACCCUCUUCUUCGGCCGCCACCUCCCUUGGUCCCUUCGUUGGCGACUCCUCGCCCUCCAGCCCGUAGUCUUUCUCUCAAACUCCCUAACCUUGGUCCCGAACCUCUUUCGACGACCCUAUACUGUCAUCCACAUACCCGUUAGCCCUGACCGCUUCCCACGCGCUCUCCUGUUCAAUGGAUCCGGCGUGGGGGGGCUGGUCGAAUCGGUCUGCGGCCCUUGCAAGUUGCAUGUUGACUGUCAUGCGGGCGGCUUCGUCGCUCCGUUUUGCUCGCUCGUCGCGGCAGAAACGGGAGCGGUCGCCGUCAGCCUGAGCUACCGCCUCGCGCCCGUACACCCCUUCCCAGCCGCCAUCGAUGAUGUCGACGCAGCGCUCGCGUGGCUGCGCGAGCAUGCCGCGGAGGACUUCGGCGCGGACCCGACGCUGAUGACCGUAUCGGGCGCCUCGGCUGGAGGCAACCUGGUCCUGGCGGCAGGUCAGGCGAUACCGCCUGAAGAGUUUUCCAUUCGCGCCGCGGUGACCUUUUACGCACCCAUCGGCCUUCGUCUCAGGCCGGAGGAUAAACCGCGCCCGGCAAAUUUCCCCAAGAAAGAUCCCAUGUCGUUCAUGCAGCCGCUGUAUGAUUCAUACGCGGCGCCGAUGAAAGCAAAGGAUUUGGAUGACCAGAGGAUGAGUCCGUUCUUGGCCAGCGAGGAGACGUUGCCCGAGAGAAUGCUGCUCGUGGUCGCUGGCAUCGACAUCCUUGUCCAAGAACAGUUGAUGUUCGUAGCGCGUGUCAAGAAAGAACGGGGAGAGAAGGGUAAGCCGGAGAGCAGCGUAGAGGCCGUUUAUCUGGAGGAAGCAUUCCACGGGUGGUUAGAAGUGCCCAACGCUGUGAUACCCAAGGAGAAGAAGAUGAUCAUGUGGGAUGAAGGCCUUGAAGCCAUUGAGCAAACCCAUGCGCAAUACGGCUAUCGGUGGGAAAAGGCAUCUUGA
This is a messenger RNA of Colletotrichum navitas, 1401 nucleotides long. Its product is annotated as Alpha/Beta hydrolase protein. The coding region runs from base 1 to 1401 and encodes 466 amino acids. Lineage: Eukaryota; Fungi; Ascomycota; Sordariomycetes; Glomerellales; Glomerellaceae. The record is from RefSeq and is a predicted model, not a curated record. Gene Ontology annotation, molecular function: hydrolase activity. The transcript has 6 exons.